This is a messenger RNA of Cadophora gregata, 1155 nucleotides long. RefSeq lists its product as uncharacterized. The transcript has 2 exons. The coding region runs from base 1 to 1155 and encodes 384 amino acids. Lineage: Eukaryota; Fungi; Ascomycota; Leotiomycetes; Helotiales; Ploettnerulaceae. Gene Ontology annotation, molecular function: hydrolase activity. The record is from RefSeq and is a predicted model, not a curated record.
AUGAAGAUUCUUGCACAUUCAACAUUGGCUCUUUUCGCCAAUUGGGCCCCGAUAGCGCACUCAAUUGAUCCAGCGCAGGAACCUUUACAACCCCACUUUGAAAGCUCGUCGACCAGCUCCCUCCUCGCCCUCCAUAAAGGUCUCAUCACACAACAAUCGAUCUCACUCAACGAAGAGAGUGUGGGCAAAUACCUUGCAAAGUACCUCGAAAGUAAGAACUUUACCGUCGAAUUGCAAGAAGUGGCACCGCAGACCUCUUCUCACACUGCACGAAACAACAUCUAUGCCUACACUGGUGAAUCACGGAAGACGCGUACGCUCAUAUCCUCACAUAUCGAUACGGUACCGCCGUUUUGGAAAUAUGAGAGGAGGGGAGAUGAAAUUUGGGGAAGAGGGAGCGUAGAUGCUAAGGGAAGUGUGGCGUCACAAAUCAUUGCUGUAGAGGAAUUGCUUGCUACGGACAAGAUCGGGGAAGGUGAUGUAGGUUUGUUAUAUGUCGUAGGAGAGGAGAUCAAUGGAGAUGGUAUGCGUAAAGCUAAUGAUUUGGGCUUGGAAUGGGAUACGGUGAUCUUUGGGGAGCCGACGGAACUCAAGCUUGCGAGCGGACAUAAAGGGAUAAUUGGCGUGCAGAUUAGUGCGAAGGGCAAAGCAGGUCAUAGUGGCUACCCUGAGCUGGGAAAGAGUGCCAAUGCUAUGCUGAUACCUGCUCUCAAUGCGCUGCUGAACGUUGAGCUGCCUUCAAGUGAGAAGUAUGGAAACACCACUCUCAACAUUGGGCGAAUGGAAGGUGGAGUGGCUGGCAAUGUUAUUCCAGAGGAUGCGAGUGCCCUUCUUGCUAUCAGGAUCGCAGAUGGCUCGCCAGAAGACAUUAAAAAGAUAAUCGCGGAUACGGUAGAAAAGUAUGGCGAAGAGCUCGAUGUCAAGUUCUUGGGUGGCUACGGACCGGUGUACAUUGAUAGUGAUGUCCCAGGCUUUGAGACAAUUGUUGUCAACUAUGGGACUGACAUCCCUAACUUGAAGGGAGACCAUAAGAGAUAUCUAUAUGGACCUGGGACUAUCUUGAUGGCUCAUAGUGACCAUGAACACUUACUAGUAUCGGAUUUGGAAACUGCAGUCAAAGGCUACAAGGCUUUGAUAGAGCAUUCAUUGAAGUAG